CCACUCCACCUCCAAGAACACGCGCACACAGCACAGCACAGCACAGCACCAAGGAAAAGGCGGAAACAGAGAGGGAAAGAAACAGUCGCCGGCCGGGGCUAGGAGCGGAGACUCGAAUCGGCGGAGAAAAAAAAAGAAGACUCCAGCUGGUCGCUUCGCCUGCAAGGAACCCGCCCUGCUCGCGACCCGGUUCGUGACUUCAUGUCAGUCGGUGGCAAUGAUUCAUGCAUAUAGGAACAGAUCAUAGUUCUCUUGUGCUGGCUGUUACGGUGGUAUGUCUCCAGCUUACUGCAGACAAGGGCGUUUUUGGAUGGAUGCAUGAUAUACACACGAAAAGUGGGGUGAUUCUUAAGUAGUGACAAAUGCAAUACCUGCAUUUCCUAUAUUGUAUUGAAAAUAAAAAGGUAUCCGUCAUGACAAGGACAAAAAUCUUGUGGACACUAAGCUUUGGGCAUGGAGUUGACUAAUCCUGGGAAAUAAACUAGCUGAUAAAUCUUCAUCAACAACAGAAGGAUUUUUACCACCAAUUUUUCCUGCUUCCAUGGAAGUUUAUGAAAGCAAUGGUCAUGAUAAAACAAGAAUACAGAAUCCUGAAAAUCCGGCACCAGUUUCUGUUGAGUGUCCAGAUUCAUCCUUGGAAGUCCAAGAAAAGUUACCACGAAAUUUUACAGAGCACCAUGCGGGAUUGGAGUCCCCGACAGCCCACACUGUAAUUUCAUCACUGGAAAUGCCUUCCCACUUAGGACCAGCUCAGGCAUUUGAUAGUUCAUUGAAAGAAGAGGCAUAUCAUGCUACUUUAACAAAUAUGACUGAAGUGAAAAAUAUAUCUGAAAAUGGUUCAACUGGUGGUACUAUGCUAACAGCUGAAAUGAAAUCCAAAGACCAUAUGAAUGAUCAUCAGAACAUUUCUGUCACCCCAACAAAGAAAGCAGAAUCAGAAAAGGGAUCUGUUGACUCUAUUGCACCGUUUGAGUCUGUAAGAGAGGCUGUCACAAAGUUUGGAGGCAUUGUUGAUUGGAAAGCCUACAGAACUCAAUCAUUAGAGAGACGCAGGAUCAUGCAACUUGAACUUGAAAAGGUUCAGCAAGAGAUUCCACGGUUCAAAGAAGAUUGGGAAGCUUCUGAGGUGGCCAAAUCACACGUAAUCAAAGAGCUUGAGAGAACUAAGAGACUCGUUGAGGAGCUGAAGCAUAAGCUGGACAGGGCACAGCUUGAAGUGGACCAAGCAAAACAAGAUUCUGAACUUGCCCAGCUUAGGGCACAAGAAAUGGAGCAGGGCAUUGAUGAUGAAGCUAGUGUAAUAGCCCAAACACAGUUGACAGUUGCCAAAGAAAGACAUGAACAGUAUGCUGAGGAACUGAAGUUGGUAAAAGAGGAAUUGAGAUCAACACAUGAACAGUAUGCUGUCUUAACCACUGAAAGGGAUAUUGCAAUCAAAAGAGCUGAGGAAGUUGUUUCUGCUGCAAAGGAAACCGAGAAGCAAGUCGAGGAACUUACUUUAGAACUUAUUGCAUCCAAAGAGAUUCUCGAGUUAGCCCACGCUGCACACCACGAAGCAGAAGAGCACAGACUUGGGGCAGCUUUGGCGAAGGAGCAGGAUUGCCUUGCUUGGGAGAAAGAGUUGCAGCAGGCACAAGAGGAGUUGCACCAACUCAAUGAACAAAUUCUAUCCAAAACUGAUGUGGAAUCCAAAGUUGAUGAAAGUGUGCGCAAGUUGCUUAGCCUCCAAAGUGAGCUAGCUGCCUAUAUGGAAAACAAAUUGAGUGAAGAAGCUGGAGUGGUUCAGGAGCAAGGUUCCGACGAAGCAAAAGAAAUUAGUAGGUCAAUCAAGCAAGAUCUAGCUUUGACAAGAAAGGAGCUUGAUGAGGUUCAAGGGAAAAUAGAAAAAGCAAAAGAGGUAGCCAACUUAAUAAGAGUUGUUGUAGAAUCGCUCAUGUCAGAGCUUGAUAAGGAGAAAGCUUCACUUGUUACAUUGCAGCAGAGGGAGGGUAUGGCAUCCAUCACAGUUUCUUCUCUAGAAGCUGAGCUCACUAGCAUGAAACAAGAAAUAGAAAUGGUGCACAAGAAAGAAGCAGAGACCCGGGAUAAAAUGGUGGACCUUCCAAGGAUAUUGCAGCAAGAAGCCCAGGAAGCAGAAGAUGCCAAGAUGGCAGCUCAUUUGGCACAAGAAGAACUGAGAAAGGCCAAGGAAGAAGCUGAACAAACCAAGGCUGCUGCAACAACUGCAGAUACCAGGUUACGUGCGGUCUUGAAAGAAAUAGAGGUGUCUAAAGCAUCUGAGAGGCUAGCACUGGUGGCAGCUCAAGCACUGCAAGAGACUGAGGAAACAAGAAGUGUUGGCGAUUCUCCUAGGGGAGUAACACUUCCUAUAAGUGAAUAUCAUGCUCUUAGCAAGAGGGCUCAUGAAGCCAAAGAGCUUGCAAAUGAGAGGGUGGCAGCAGCGUUGGCGCAAAUAGAGUUGGCAAAAGAAUCUGAAUCAAAGUGCCUAGAGAAACUACAUGAAGCAUCCAAGGAGAUGGGCCAGAAGAAGGAUGCUCUCGAAUUCGCUCUGGGAAGGGCUAACAGGGCAAACGAGGGGAAACUUGGUGCUGAACAGGAGCUGAGAAGAUGGAGAGCUGAACACGUGCAGCGUCGGAAAGCCCAUGAAGCUGCAAAACAUGCAGUUAAUCCUACGAACACUCCACCCAGGACAUUUGUAGAGCACAAGGGCUCAUACCAGGAAGAUGAAGAAUCUCUUGCAGAUUCAAAGUUGCACAUGUCACCUAGUGGUAUGGAUCAAUUUGUAUCGGACCAGAAGUUACGGAAAAAGAAGUCCUUCUUCCCUCAGAUGUCCACCCUUUUGUCUAGAAAGGCUCAGACACAAACAUAAGAGAGAUGGAUCAUGUACAGACAAUGUUACUGUACUUCUGUAAAAUGUAAAUGGUGUAAAGUUGAAUAAGUUUGUUUUUCAACCCUGUAAAUUGUUUGACAUUUUACGGAUUGUACGUCUUCGUAUUAUGUUUUGGGAAAGAUGUUGAUACUUAAA
Molecule: messenger RNA, 3025 nt
Organism: Phragmites australis (common reed)
Lineage: Eukaryota; Viridiplantae; Streptophyta; Magnoliopsida; Poales; Poaceae
Product: protein WEAK CHLOROPLAST MOVEMENT UNDER BLUE LIGHT 1-like
Exons: 4
Coding region: 542-2869 (775 amino acids)
Source: RefSeq, a predicted model, not a curated record